GGAAAAAUGACAUUUCUGCAAAUUCAGGAAAACUAAAGGGCAAAAAAACAGGACGAUAGUUCGCAGUGCUUGACCGCUCUCGGAAGACCUAGAAAAGCAACUCCCUCGCGUCAAAUGCCUUUUCGCUUCCACCUAUAUUAUUUCUACUUUAUUUUGUACAGCAGGAGGCCAUUGCCGGGUGGUGUAGGUUCUUUAUUGCCUGUGGCGGCCCUUCGCAUGGCAGUGGAUUUAGCGGCAGAAGGUUGGUAGGGUGCGGCUGCCGAAUUCGAUUGAAGGAUGUUCUUCAGCGGGGACCCGACCUCGCGCAGGAGAGUGAACUUGGGGGGACGUAGCUCCAGGGAGAGUGACCGGCAGGUGGUUCUUGAUCAGGCGCGAGCUGAGCGGAAGCGGCGGCUAGCCCUUCGGCAGGAGACCUCUGCCGCCAUCAAGAUCCAGAAAUUCUUCAGAGGUUGGAGGGCUGUUGAAUUGGAACGAUCAAGGAUACGUGAGCAGUUCUGCCAUACAUUCGGUGAUCGCUGUCAAAAAGCAGAUCGGAGCUGCUUUGGUGCUGAGUCAGAGUUUCUGCCUCAGCUACUCCUUUUCUUCUCAGUAAAGAACAGUGGUGAUGUAGCUAUCCUGACAGCGGCUUGCCGAUUAAUACUUCAGUUUGUUCAUAACGAUGGUUGCCCAGGGGAUCUUGUGAGUAUCUUUUCCGGAAAUGAUUAUUCCACUACGCGUUCUGUUGUGGAGACGAGGGUCAAAAAGCUUGUGCUUGUCUGCAUGAAGACAAUCCACCAUAACAGGGAAGUCUUGAAGAAUCAACUUCUGAUGCCAUCUGGUAUGCCUACAACUAUUUUAUUGGAUACAGUGGCCAUCUUAAUAAACUCUGAUCUUCCAUGGGCCUGCAAGGUUACUGCUCAUCUUUUGCAGCAAAAGAUCUUCCUCUUAUUGCGUGGCAUCAUUCUCAGCAGCAUGAAUAACAUGAAAGAGCCAGAAAAUCGUUCGCGGAUGUCUUCCUUGGAGAAUGUUCUUGCUCUAAUUACUUUUCAUGCUUGUGGGCAUCCAAAUUGUUGUUUAGACACGGAUCCAAAACUGUGCUUCUCGUUGCAAAUCUUGUCAAUCCCUUUUUUGUGGCAUCAUCUUUCAUAUUAUAAGGAGGUUUUCUUGAUGCAAAGACUCACAAAGUUCUAUAUCCAUAGAUUGGCAAGCUGCUUGCCUGGUCAUGCAUCUAUCCUUCCAAAUGGCGUUUCUCUUGAUUUUCCAAGUCAUGCCUGUCUACUUGGUAAUUUAAUAGAAGUUGCUGCGGCUGUUUUUUCUGAUCAAAGCUACAGCCUCACUACAAUCAUGGAUUUUGUACUUGUCUUAAGCUUUUUAUUUGAGGCGCUUCCAAAAUUGAAAUCAUCAGCUGGAGCUGGGUAUUUUGAUGAUGACAUGAGCGUGGAUGAGGGAACUAACGAAUUUUUGGAUACAAAUCUGGAAAGGCAGAUAAAAGAUGCAAUGGAUUCACGUUUUUUUCAACUUUUGGUAAAUGCAUUGUUUAAGGAUACAUCACUUAUUCGUCAUAGAUAUGAAAGUGCUCCAUCUGAUGAAGAGAUUGAAGCCAUUGGUUCUAUUUGUGCUUUCCUGCAUGUGACAUUCAAUACAUUGCCUUCUGAACGUAUCAUGACUGGGCUAGCUUAUGGAACUGAUCUCGUUCUUAUAAUAUGGAGUUUUAUUAAGUAUUGUCAAGAAAAUCAAACAUGGCCACUUUUUACAAAACUUACUGCAUAUAUUCCUGAUGUUGCUCCACGCUGGCUAUUAUCUUUGGCUGUUUUCUGUCCAGUGUAUAAGUAUAUGCUGACAAUCAUGGACAAUGAGGAAUUCUAUGAGCAGGAAAGACCAAUAUCCUUGAGUGAUAUCAGGCUCUUAGUUAUCAUAUUAAAACAGGCUUUAUGGCAACUCCUUUGGGUGGUACCUGCUACUAUGUCUCCUCAGAAACUUGGAACUGAUUUCUUUGCCAAUAAGAAGCUCUCAGUUGAAACAAUAAGAACUAGUGCUCGUGCUAUGAUAUCUGAACUCUUGAACCAGUUGCAAGAUUGGAACAAUAGAAGGUCGUUCACCUCAGCUGGUGAUUUUCAUGCUUUUGAAGCAAGCAGUGAAGCUUUUGUAGCUCAGGCGCUAACUGAAAAUAGCAGAGCAUCCGAGUUACUGAAACAGGCUCCGUUUCUGGUACCAUUUACAAGCAGGGUUAAAAUAUUCAAUGCGCAACUUGCAGCUUCAAAGCAACAAAUUGGUGCUUAUUCUCUACAUAGAAAUCGGUUUCGGAUAAGAAGAAAUAGAAUUUUUGAAGAUGCUUUCAAUCAGUUGAGUGUGCUGUCAACAGAAGAACUCAGAGGCUCGAUUCGUGUUUCCUUUGUCAAUGAAUUUGGGGUAGAGGAGGCUGGAAUUGAUGGUGGUGGUAUUUUUAAGGAUUUCAUGGAGAACAUCACUCAAGCAGCUUUCAAUGUGCAAUAUGGGCUGUUUAAGGAAACUAGUGAUCACCUUUUAUAUCCAAAUCCUGGAUCAGGAGUGAUUCAUGAGCAGCACCUACAAUAUUUUGACUUUCUUGGAAGCCUACUUGGAAAGGCAAUGUAUGAAGGUAUUCUUGUAGACAUACCAUUUGCGACAUUCUUCCUCAGCAAAUUGAAACAAAAGCACAACUAUUUGAAUGACUUGCCUUCACUUGAUCCGGAAUUGUAUCGCCAUCUUCUCUUUCUAAAGCAUUAUCAAGGCGAUGUUUCAGAGUUGGAACUUUAUUUUGUUAUUAUAAAUAACGAAUAUGGGGAACAAAAAGAAGAAGAGUUACUCCUUGGAGGAAAAGAUAUUCACGUUACAAAGGAAAAUGUUAUCACAUACAUUCAUCUCAUAGCUAAUCAUCGGUUAAAUUAUCAGAUUCGGCAUCAAAGUUCACAUUUUUUGCGUGGAUUUCAGCAACUUAUAGAGAAAGAAUGGAUUGAAAUGUUCAGCGAGCAUGAAAUCCAGAUUCUCAUAUCAGGUUCCCUUGAGAACUUUGAUAUGGAUGAUCUACGUUCUCAUGCUCAUUAUUCAGGUGGCUACGAUCAAAAUCAUCCGGUGAUUGAUAUGUUCUGGGAAGUUUUGAAAAGUUUCUCAUUCGUGUAUCAGAAGAAAUUCCUGAA
Molecule: messenger RNA, 3134 nt
Organism: Dendrobium catenatum
Lineage: Eukaryota; Viridiplantae; Streptophyta; Magnoliopsida; Asparagales; Orchidaceae
Product: E3 ubiquitin-protein ligase UPL6
Biological process (GO): protein polyubiquitination; ubiquitin-dependent protein catabolic process
Molecular function (GO): ubiquitin protein ligase activity; protein binding
Source: RefSeq, a predicted model, not a curated record